UGGCGACUCUCCUCAGGCCCAUGGCGGCCUGUGGGCUGAGGCGUCGCCGGCUUUGGAAGUGCCAGCUUAAGCGAGCGAAGCAGGGUUCCUAGUUGCCGGGCAUCGCGCAUCUCAGCGCCUUUGCCUGCUCACGUGCACUGCGACUGAAGCGGAGCGGUACCGGAUACAGCGGUCGCCAAAGUACCUUGACCGGAGUGGGGGGGACCGUCUUCGCAUGGAGCGUCCCAGGCCGUUCUUCGAGGACGGGGUCUCCCGGCCGUGGGCGCGCACCUCGGCCCCGCGGCCACCGUUCUCAGCACUCGGUUUUCUCUAGAGAAGGCAUAAAGAGAAGCAAAGGCAGAGAUGGGACUAGCAGGGAGAAUACUCCUGCCUCAUCGGAGCCACCGGUGUUCGGGAGAGCGCGGCAGCCCCCACCUGCCUGUGGACUGAGCACGUGAAGGUCAUUGUGUUUGAGUUGGAAUAUCAUUGGCUGCAAAUCAUCACUCUUCAUAAAGGUUGCCAGGCAUCCUGGGCCACCCAGAUGAUACAGAAUGGAGGUGCCAGAACUCACUCGCCCUGCCUCGCCUGCCAGGGACCAGCCAGCUCCUGCUCCUGGACAGCCAGGAGCCCCAGGUGGGCAGGUCUCACCUCACCUGACCCUGGGUCCUGUCAUUCUGCCACCGGAGCAGGGUCUGGCCCCUACCGUGUUCCUGAAGGCCCUGCCCAUUCCAUUGUACCACACAGUGCCUCCAGGGGGCCUCCAGCCACGUGCCCCUCUAGUGACACACAGCCUGGACGGGGGCAGUGUACCCUUUAUUCUCAGCCCCCUGCUGCGGCCUGAAGGACCAGGCCCUACUCACGUGGGGAAGCCAGCAGCCCCGGCGCUCACCGUGAACAUUGUGGGCACUCUGCCUGUCCUGUCACCAGGCGUGGGGCCCACGCUGGGUAGCCCUGGCAAGGUACGGAAUGCCGGCAAGUACCUUUGCCCACACUGUGGUCGGGAUUGCCUGAAGCCCAGUGUUUUGGAGAAGCAUAUCCGGUCCCACACUGGUGAGAGGCCCUUCCCGUGUGCCACCUGCGGCAUUGCCUUUAAGACCCAGAGCAACCUGUAUAAGCACAGACGCACCCAGACCCACCUCAACCACUCUCGGCUGUCCUCAGAGUCCGAUGGAGGUGGGGGCAGCCUCCUGGAGGAGGGGGAGAAGGCUGGAGAGAGCUCCAGAGCAGAUGGCAUGGGGGACAGCUGCAGCCAGAGGGUGGGUGGUGGGGCCCGACCAGAGAGACCCCUUUGUCCAGGCACCCAAGGUGCUGGGCAGUGCUCAGUGUCUGCCAUGCAUCUACCUUCUGUUACCAAGACCUUGGGUCUGAAGUUGGAAGCCGUUCCCUGUCCAGGGUCCACAUUUGCUGACAGAGAGACCCCCAUGGAUGCUGCUGCCCAUCCAGCCUCCCCUGGGCUUGCCCUGGCUGGCUGCCAGCCAAGGUUUAAGCCACCAGAGCAGACAUCCCCGACUGCCAGCCGACUGUGCUCCCUGCAACAGCAGCAGAUGGCGACGUCCUCAGAGAAGCCCUGGGAUGCCAGAGCCUCGGAGGGCCGGCUGCGGAAGUGUGAGAGCACUGACUCGGGCUACCUGUCCCGCUCGGACAGCGCAGAGCAGCCGCCGGCCCCUGGCAGCCCUCUGGAGCACAACACCGUGUCCGAGGGGGAGGUGGCCCUGGGGCCCGGGGGACCCGGCCUGCAGUUGGAGAAGAAGCAGUUGGAGGAACGUAUUGCCUGGCUCAUCUCCCACAACCAGGCCGUGGUGGACGAUUCCCAGCUGGACAAUGUGCGGCCCCGCAAGACGGUCCUGUGCAAGCAAGGUAGCAUCGACCUGCCCAUGCCCUACACCUAUAAGGACUCCUUCCACUUUGACAUUCGGGCGCUGCAGCCUAGCCGGAGGAGGCCUGCCACUGUCAGCUCGGCCCGGUCCACUUUUAUCCCUCCGGACAGGGCAAGGCCGCUCUUCUUUCACUCUGUCCCCACUCAGCUCUCCACUACCGUGGCGUGUGUGCCUGUCACCAGGAGCAACUCACUGCCCUUUGUCGAGGGCACCAGGACCUGGCAGGAACCGUUGGACCCCAGGGACGCCUGCCCCAGGAGGCAGAAACCUCUGAGCCCCAAGCCUGCCCCCACCCGACUGGUGGAUGUCCUCAGUGGUCCCCCUCGGGCCUUGGUCAGACAGGCUGCUGUGGAGGACCUUCUCUUUCCCCCUACUGGAGACAGCCUGGCCCCUGCAGAAGACCCAGAUGGAAACAAAGUUGCUGCUGGGGAGGGGGCAGCCAGCAAGGGCAGAGCAGCCAAUAAGAAAUGCAGCCAGAGGAAGCUGAAGAUGUUCUCCCAGGAUAAGUGGCAGGUGUAUGGGAAUGAGACAUUCAGGAGAAUCUACCAGAAAAUGAAAACCAGCUGCCACGGAGGCAAGAAGGUGAAGGAGGUGACAGUGGGUAGUAGGACAGAGCUGGACUUUCCUCUCCAGGAAGAGCUACCAGGGAAUGAGGGCAUAGUCUCGUCCCAGGACAGGAGGUACCCUGUCGAUGGGGAUGCACCUGUGGGAGCCAAACCAGGACCUUGCAGAAGUUCACUGGCCCCGGAGGGCUUCUUGGUGAUAGAGCCCCCCAAGCAGAGGGAGAUGGUCACCAGAGCAGGAGUCAGUGACCAGCCUGGGGUGAACAGGGCCACCUCACCCUCCACCUUCAACUGCAGAGAACCCCCCUGUUUGGGCAGCAAAAGCCCUUUGCUUUCUCCAGAUGAAAGGCUGGGGCUGGGGUGUCAGCUGCCCCCAGCACCCGGUCCCCUCAAGGGAGGUGACCUAGAGGCUCCCACACCAGUUUUGCCAGACCCUGAGCUGGAAGGAGGCUCCUGUGAUGGUGGGGGAAAGGAGACCUGUCCGUGGACCCACACUGUGCCAAGGCGGCCCAGCGAUAGCUCUGGGGAGCCCCAGGCCUCAGAAAACAAGCUCCCCUCAGAGAGGAAGAAGCUGAAAGUGGAGAAGCUGAGCUGCCAGGAGCAAUCAGAGCCUCCAGGAACAGAAACGGAGGUCCCAGGUGGCCCUUUGCAGGCCACCUCUCUGCCAUCUCAGAACCAGGACAGUGACUCUGGGGAUAAGCCAGGGGGGCUACGUGAGAGCACUGAUAGCGUGGCGAGGGGCAGAGCUGGGCAGCCGUGCAAGCCCUUAGAGGUUUGCGGUGCUUCUGCUGCUCCUUCUGUGGCCCCGAGGCAGGUGGGGCUGAGGGAAGAGAUCUUGCCACAUCCUGCAGCACCAUCCCACCUGGCUGCUCAGUCUCGGGCGUCUGGUGCCCUCACUGCCCUGGUAGAUACCCUCUUUCCCCCCAAGUACCUCCUCAGGUUGCCUCAGGGAGAGACCCACCCACCAGCUCCUGUGGCCCUGGGGCCAGGACAAGUCCAGGACCCUCUCUGUAGGAGAAGGUGGCCCGAAGAACAGACAUCCUUUGUUGGGUCAGGGCUGGGGACCUUCCUGCCUCCCUGCCCAGCCUCGGGCUUGGUCCUUGGUGGGGCAGAAAGCUUUGAAGAGGACCCCAGCUGGUCCAGGCCCUGGGGCAAGAACAAGGGUGUGCAGGGAAAGGAGAAAGGAGACAUGGACACUGGCACUCCAACAGCGGGACAGUCCCCUGGCUCAUCUACUGGAGCCCCUAGGGAGAAAACCUCCUUCCUGCCCACCCCAACGUGUGCUACCCGGAAGAGUGGGACCCCUGACACCCGACACCCCUGCAUGGGCAGGACUGCGGUGGGAGCCAGGCUGUCUGGGGGUGUCCUGAGUCCCUGUGCACUCAGCAGGGACUUGGGGGGAACUCCUGAGAAUGUCCCGGAAGACCCUCCCUCAGGGCCUCUGGCUGGGCUCAAUUCCUGCCACUCCUUCCUCUCAGGCCCCCACUCCUCCCAGCUGGCCAGAGCUGGCCUCGUGUACCCACUCAGACACUGGGUGGAGCUUCAGGGCCCACAGCCCUUUCCCAUCAUUGAGGGCUGAGCCCCGACUCACGUGGUGUUGCUUGAGCCGAAGCCUGCCUCUGCCCAGAGAGCAGAAGGAAAAGGCCGCUUCUGUGUACUUGGCACUGCACUUCCUUGGUGGCAGCCCCCAGGACAAGGGUCCAGAUGCCCAGCCCGUGAGCAGGGCAAUGGUGGGAGGACAGACGAGGACAGGCCUGGGAGAAGGAGGGCAGGUCCAGACAUCAAAGCUCUCCUGCCCAGUGGCCUCAAGGAUGGUGUCCCAGGAACGGGUAUCUGAGCCCGAAUGGAAGAAAGGACUGCCGUGGAGGAAGGCAAAGAUGUUUCGGGGGAGCGGGAAACAGAAGCUGAGUAUCCGCUCCAGAAGGUACAAAGGGAGUUUCUUACAGAGCCGCACUCAACGGAGGGGGAGCGGACCCCGCAGGCAACUCAGGGUGCUGAGAAAAGACUGCCACCUCCCCCAACUCGAGGGGCUGGGUCCACACGGAACCCCCAAGCAGCCUUCUUCAGAAAUGACAGAGGACAAGGUCAGCACUGGGGGAGAAACCCAAAGGGGAAGUUUUCUCCAGAGAUGUAGGGCUUCAUCUGGAAAUGCACAUGUAGGGAGAAUACAGCAGAGGCUUUCUGGACUGAGGAGUGAGGGCAUGGAGGAGAAGGAGGACCUGUUUUCCACGGCAGGACAAUGAUAGAAUUUUAGGUGACCUAGGGGCUGUAACUUCGAGGAGGAACUUGACAAAAUGCAACAGAGAAGUUGAGAAUUGUCAUUGAGGGGAACUUCCCAAUUAAAAGCUUUCACCCCUGCCAUUCAGAUGAAUUUUCACAAUAUAAUGUAAAUUGAUUGCCAAGUGAAACCACAAAUCAUGCUCAGGCCAUAGAAUUUCAUGAAGUUGAUGGAAGUGACGACUGGAUUGAUUGAAACUCAUUGACAGAAUCUGACUAGAUGACAAAUGGACAAGAGAGAUCUGAGGAGGAUAAUUCCAAGAGAACGAGGUCUGAAUUUGCAAGACAAGCCAUCUCGUGCCGCUUCAGAAUUGCCUAUGGGUUGUGGGCAGAGAGAGGAGGAGGCUGGCCCCAGACAAACCUCGGGAAGCUUCUCUCCCAGCACAAGUUCAAGGCUGGCAGUGGGAUAGACCAGGAGAUUUUUCCAGCUGCCGGUGGGCAUGGUGACCGCUGCCCUCAGAGCAUUGCUGCUGGGUCAGAACUGUCUGAGCACUCCGACUCUUGCGUGGCAGUAGCUAAUGACAGCCUUCUGUGUCAAGGCAGAGGUCUCAGCAUGGGAUUGCUGGAGACCCAGCCACUGCCCUCCCAUGAGCAAGUCUCAGUAGAUCUGAAACCGUACAUUUUCUCAGAUGCUCAAGAGCCUUCUUCCUUUGAGUCCAAAGGAACCUCUCCCUGCCAGGAUGUUGUUCCCUGUGUGGCUGCCAUUUGUGUUCCGGGGGAGAGAGCAGGUCGCGCAACUCUGGGAAUUCACAUUGUAGAACCACAAGACCACAGAGCUACAGGGGAGGCUCUGACACAAAGCUCCCCAGAUAGAAAAGCUAGAGCAGAGGGCAUGUCACCAUCAGUCCUUCCAGGGAGACCUUCAUCUGGGCAGAGAAUUUCAGGUUUGGUUUUGUUGGGGUCAACUGGAAAAACUCGUCUUGAAAUACCAGCAUCAGGACCAGGCUCAGCUAGUUCAUAUCAAGAGGAAGGGGAACUCAAGACAUUUUUUCCUCCUGGGGGACGGUACGGGUAUGGGGAGAUGAUAAUCCCCUGCCCUCCUUUAGGAAAUGACAGUGGGAAAUGUCAAGGCUCUGGAUUAACUGCUGUAAAGGACCGUGUGGUUCCUUCUAACCCAGGGCAGCCCAGAGAAUCCCCUGAAGCCUCUUCAAAAAUGGUCAAGAGGCGGGGUCUGGAAGGACUGAGAAAACAGACUCGAGUGGAAGUCAGUGACACCAGCAGUGAUGAUGAAGACCGGUUAGUGAUAGAGAUGUGACACCUUCCGAUGCUGGUGUUCGGAGACCAGAUACUGUCAGGCUGGCAGGACAGCUGAACUCGAUUUCACCAAGUACCUACAUAUGAGGAAAGCCAUUUGGGGAUCUCUCCAAGACAUCCCCAGCCAACUCCAACCCCCAUGUCCCAGAUCCCCUCACGGUAUACCACGUGCCAGGCAGGGCAAAGGUAGCCAUGGAGCCUGGUCUAAGGAUGCUUGGCACACAGUGACUGUGCUCGCCUCUCAGCCGCGUCCUCUGCAUCGGUCCCCAUUACCUCACCCCGUAAGAUGGCACUAACCAGGACAGCCACAAUCGACAUAUUUAUGAGCAAGUGAACCUGUAGAGUCAAGUGGACCGACUUCCUCCAUCAGUAAGCUGAGGGUUUGCUUCAAAGGUGAACUCAUUAAAUAUAGGUGUCUGUCAGGACCCAGAAAAUCUUGUGUGCUAGAUUUGUACCUGUGCAGUUCUCUUCAGCCAUGCUUUGUACUUAGCAAGCACAUGUAUAAUUCAAUGUGAAGAAAUCUAGGAACAUUUGAACAUACUGCUUCACCACUGGAAGAAAAAAGGAGCCAGGAAAAAUAGUCCAUCUUUGUCACUUGGAGCCCUAGAGGAUGACUCAUCUAUAUGCGGUCAGCUGUUCAGAACUUACUAUUUUCUUGAUUGUUCAUAAUCAGGAAAGCUGUUGGCUUCUUGAUUGUUUGUUGAAAAUUUUCUCCUUCUUUAUAUGAUUAAAUUAUUUUUGUUUUGAUAAAAAUAAAAUUGAAAAGAAAAAUGCCUUGUGUGAUUUAUUAACAUUUUAACCAAAACUAUCACAGGAAGUAUCCUGUAUGAAUUCAAUAUCUGGUUAGUCCAAGUAGUUAAUCAGACAUCCUGUCUGCCAUAUUGGUAUCCCAUUCUACUCAACAAAAGGAUUAGUUAGGUAAUGGCAAAUUACCAUAUUUUCUUGUGCUGUUUCCAUGACCCAUGUGUCGCAUGUGUCCUUGUCUGCCAUAUUUUAGACUUCUUAACUUAAAAAUGUGUUUUUAAAUUCCUAAAUGUAGCUAAGUUUUGAAGCCACAUGAGGGCACUAUCCACAGUGCAAUAUCCAAAACUUUUCCCCUUAGAACGAUGUCUCUUAGAUAUUUAAUAUUAUUCAUUAACAGAGGAAACAUUCGUAAUUCAAAACAAUGCCUCCUCACAAAGAUAGUUGAUGUAUUCUUCAUAAGAAUAAGUAGACUUAUUUUAUAUACCAAUGCAAUAUUAGUCUUCUACAUCUCUACACCUCGUGAAGGCACUUGAAAUCAAUGGAGACACAAUACAUGGGGAGAAAAAGUACGAAAGGAAAUACAGAAGGCACAGCUAUACUCACUGAUGGAUCUGAGAUGCAUUUUUGCUAACUCAUCAAACUCUAAUAAGUUAACCCAGUAUUUCCAAACUUCAGUCGUUUGAGAAUCAUCUUGAUGUUUUUUGCCAUAUGGGUAUAUUAUUUACUUAAUACUUUUGUUUAACUCCUCUUGUUUUCCACACACUGUUUAAGAAAAUUUUUAUUAUUGAAAUACAGUUGACAUGCGAUGUUAUAUUAGUUUUAGGUGUACAACAUGGUGAUGCAACAGUUUUAAGUAAUUCCUAAUGUUAAGUGUAGUCACCAUCUGUCACCAUACAACAUUAUUACAAUAUUAUUGACUGUAUUCCCUAUGCUGUAUCUUUCAUCUCUGUGACUUACUCUUUAAUAAUUGGAAGUUUGUACCUCGUAAUCCCCUUAUUUCUCCCAUACCCCUACCUACUUCCCCUCUAGCAACUACCAAUUUGUUCUCUAUAUUUAAGAAUAUCUGUCUGUUUUUGUUUUUUAGAUUGUGUAUGUAAGUGAAAUCAUAUGGUAUUUGUUUUUCUGUGUCUGGCUUAUUUCACUUUGCAGUAGAUACUCUAGGUACAUCCACGUUGUCAUGGAUAGCAAGAUUUCAUUCUUUCUUAUGGCUGACUAGUAUUCCAUUGUGUAUAUGUACUAUAUCUUCCUUAUCAUCCUUGUCUUAAAGAAGUGAUUAUUGCCUUAAAUAAUAUCUGUGAAAUAUCAGCCUGAAUUUGAUAGUUUUGUUUAUUCUCAGAUCUGCAUUAAGUAAAUUAAACUAUUAAGGAUUAUUCAUCCAUGGACCAGUUAAAUAACGUCUUCACACUGCCAGUGGUAUAUCUCUCACACUUGCAGAAGCAUUAAGUGAAUUUGAAAGGUAUGUGCAUUGUUAUUUUCUUUAGUUAUUCUGGUUUCUAGUAAGCACAACUGUCUCGCCAUUUUUUCUUCAAGCCUAAAGAACUGGUGACCAGAAGUAGAAUUGUAGGUUUAUCAGAUAAUUUUCAUCAGUCAGACUUUAUAGGUGAAUAAUUAACAUUCCAAGUUCAAAGGUUUAUCACAUCUUUCAGUUGCAAAGGAAUAGUCACGUAAAUGUCUUGUGAUACACAUUUUUUGUUCUGGUGGUUGGUUGGUUGGUUGGUUGGUUGGUGAGUACCAAAUGAUAUACAGGAAAGCAUGGUUAGGGAUUCAUGCUGAACCACAAGGACUACCACCAAUUCU
Messenger RNA from Canis lupus familiaris (dog), 8491 nucleotides. RefSeq names its product zinc finger protein 831 (gene ZNF831). The transcript is spliced from 12 exons. NCBI's taxonomy places the organism in Eukaryota, Metazoa, Chordata, Mammalia, Carnivora, Canidae. The record is from RefSeq and is a predicted model, not a curated record. Bases 531 to 3998 code for a protein of 1155 amino acids.